ACUCGAGGUAAUUUCCCCAUAAUGCUUGUUCAAAAUGGAGACACUCAUUGCUAACGUGAAUGCUAUAGACAAUGUUUUGGUAUUUCUGUAAAUGUUUGUGGCUUUUAGAUACAUAGAUAAGGUACCAGAAACAUAAGCUUCAGCUUCUUCAGCAGUAUGGCGUCUAAUAUGGAAUCUCUCCAGGCUUUGGAGACUUUGAUGCUGGAAUUCUUCACAGGAUCAACAACAAACGAAAGAAAGCAUGAAAUAGAAAAUGUGUUGAAUAAUUUCUCACAAAUGAAGGACUCAUGGAAGAUGUGUUUGUUUUUCAUUGGGAAUACACACAAUGAAUAUGUUAUGAUGUACUGCUUAAAUGUACUGGAGUCGGUGAUCAACAAGCAAUGGCUUGGUGUAGGAAGUGGAGAUAAAAUGGAGAUUCGUAACUCCCUGAAUCAGUACCUUCUGGCUCAUCAUACAGCUGUACCUACUUACAUUAGAAAUAAACUGGUCAAACUUGUGGUGGAUAUUGGGCGCCUUGACUGGCCACACUUUUACCCAGACUUCUUACCUAGUAUACUGCAGUUAGUGCAACAUCCAGACACAGCCCUUCUUGGGGUGAUUUUGCUUCACACGGUGUCAGAAGAGUUAGCAGCACCCCGUGAAGACUUGAGUAUGGCACGUAGAGAAGAGCUGCACCGCCUUCUUCUGGCCCAAGUGCCCAUCAUCCUCCACCAUUUAAACAAUUUGCUGGAAUCUGUUUUGGAGAAGCACAGGCACCUUGUUGCAGCCACACCGCCACCCUCACCAACACAAGGAGAAUCUAAGAGUUCAAGACAUGCUUCACUUUUGCUAUUCUCCUCAUCUCCUAUUCGAUCAGAUACUUUAUUAAGCAGCAUGUUUCGCAGUCCUGGUCGUGGAGCCCACAUGGAGGCUUUACCACCACUAGAUGAGGCCUCUCAGCAGCUGAGUGCAGCCACACUUACCUGUUUGGCUCACUAUUUCACCUGGACUCCACUCUCCACCACCUUAACUCCUCAGCUGCUGUCAACAAUAUUUCACUUUGCAGCAUUUGGCUGUGAAGGAAAAGCAAGCCAUUCUAGCAGUGGAGGAACCAAUACAACAGGUGCAUACAGCACGCAGACACCAUACCUGGGUGUGUUGUCAAUGAACUGUAUCAAUGAACUUUUGAGCAAAAAUUGUGUUCCUCAAGAGUUUGAAGAUUUCUUGCUGCAAAUGUUCCAGCAGACCUUUAACCUCCUGCAGAAACUGACAAAGGAGAGCAGCACCAACUCCUCUGGCAAUAGGCUUGAGGAACUGGAUGAAGAUUACAUGGAGAGAUUCACUGAUUUCUUGCGAUUGUUUGUGGGUGUACAUCUGCGACGGUUUGAGUCCAAUCCAACUUUUCCUGUUCUUGAAUUCCUGGCUUUGAUGUUCAAGUACACUUUCCGACAGCCAAAUACUGAUGGCUUUUUCCGCUGCUUGGACAUCUGGGUCACAUUUCUGGACUACCUAAGUACACGACUGCAAGAACGUUCUGCAGAUAAAGUUUCUAUUUUAGGAAGGUACAAGGAAGCUCUCACCUCUUUGGUCUCCAACAUUCUUCAGAAGUUGUUGUUUCGCUUUAACCAGUCACAGCUAGAAGAACUGGAUGAUGACACACUAGAUGAUAAUAGUGAGACAGAAUGGCAGCAUUUCCUGUGUCAAUGUCUGGAGGUGGUAGCAAAAGUGGCAGAGCUGUUUACAGCAGAAACAUUUCAGCUUAUUUGGGAACCAACCCAAGAACAUGUGGAUAUUUACUUUGGACUUGAGAAAUAUAUCACAAAUGGAGUGCAGGGGCGACGUCUGACCAUCACAGCAGAAAAUGACUGCCGAAGACUCCAUUGCACUUUGCGAGACUUAUCUUCACUCAUUCAGGCUGUGGGGCGUUUGGCAGACCAUUUUAUUGGAGAACGCUUUGCAGACAGAUACUCUAACGCUCGAAUGCUUGUUGAACGCCUGGUUCAAGUUGUCUCAUAUGGGUCUAAAGUGAAAUUGUUUGAAGUGUCCACAACAACAGAAUCUGUACUGCAGCAGGAUUUUGUGCAAGUACAUGCCCAAGCUCUUGCAGCCAUAAAAGCUUAUGCCCCUUGGCUGGAGCAGCUGUACAGUGAAUCUGUACGGACUAAUCAGGAAAGGGAUAAAUUCUACAACAUGAUUGUGACAUUAAUUGAAUCACUUUCUCCUCUCAUUAAUAAACAGGUUCCAGAGAGAGUAGUCCAUUCUGCUGUGCAUCUCUUGCUGUCAAUCACCACAACAGUCCGGCCUCCAUUUUUGCUACGGCUGCCAGCAGUGCAGACACUAUACACAGCUGCCAGUCAAGGGGCCUGUCAGGGACUCAGCAUUGAGGUACAGCUGCUAUUAUACCGCUCCUUGUCAGAUUACCUGCUCUUGCCAUGGCCGAGCCUAGCUGAAGGAGAGCAGGAUUGGACAAGUCGUGCAACCCAUCACCAAACCUUCACUAAUGAACUUGCCAAGAAUUUUGUGGCACUUAAAGGCUCUCUUGACCUAGCCACGGACAAACAGUUACAAGAGCGAGCCAAAUCAGUCAUCAGGAAGGCUAUGCGAGUGUGCCAGGACUGGAUUGAGUCAGUAGCUGGGGAGGUAGUUCGAACAAAGCAACUGCUGUACCAGUCUUUGACACCUGUCAUAGAGACCACCUUGGGCAUCUUUCCUAUCUACCUGAGCCAGACAGACAUUGUGGAUGACAUCAUGAGUUUUUUCCUGGCUUUAUUCCAAGGACUGCGGGUACAGAUGGGGGUACCCUUCACAGAACAAACCAUCCAUACCUUCAUAAGUCUUUUCUCCAGGGAGCAACUGCUGGAGACCAUCCAACAGGAGACUGGUGUUGCUUUUAGGGUCAUUGAGAAGUUUCUGAAGAUCUUGGAGUUGAUAGUAGUGGAACCUGGCUCAGCUUUCAAGGCCUUUCUGCCUCAGGUUAUCAGCAUCUGCAUGGAACAGAUAUAUCCCAUAAUUUCACCAAGGCAGUCUCCAGACAUCAAGAAUGUGCUUUAUGAGCUGCUCCAUACACUAGUUGCCAACAACUGGCGUUACUUCUUUCCUGGCAAUGUUUUAUCUGCUCUGCAAAAGCUUGAGGAAACUGUUGAGCAUAGCAGCGAGUUCACAGCGAUUUUCCAGGCUUACGGACAAUCCUUCCUGCAACCUGACAUUGCCAUAUUCCGGCAAAAUCUAGAGUCUUUGAAUAGCCUUGAUUUCAAAUGGAAACUUUACUCAAAGGCCAUCUUCCGUGAAACCAUGUUGUGGCAGUUCCUUACAGUACUCCUUCAGGUUUUGGUGCACAAGUCUCAUGACUUGCUGCAGGAAGAAGUAGUGAUCACAGUUUACAACAUGGCUGCUGUGGACUUUGACACUUUCUAUGCCAAGUUUCUACCUCAUUUUCUGACCAACUUUGAUGGCCUUGAUGACAACCAGAAACAUGUUCUAGUUCAGAAUUUCAAGAUAGAAAAGGACUUGCCAUCCUUUACCCAGUCUGUACAUCGCUUCACCAAUGACAUGAGAUACUACAGACAGAUUAAUAGCAGCCUACCUGCAGGGUCCGUUACUUUCUGAAAAAGACGAACAGCUUCUUGUCUUUUUGGUCCAGGUAUACAAAUGGAUGGAUCCUGUGGAUGUUUCAGAAAAGUGUUCUCUCUUGGAGAUGGUGUCUCAUGGGAAUGUGAUUUCUGUCUAUUUUAUGUUGAAGAAGGUGGUUUCAGGUUGAAACAUGCUGAACAAAAGUCAGACAUGGUUGAAACAGAAUUUUCAUACUGACUUCUUUGCCAUAACUCCAGAACUCGACCGUUUCAGUAUCUUGUGGCUCAGAUCUUCCUAACCCAGUUCUGACAGCAUUAAUACAUAUGGCUGUAAAUAGCUAGCAUCUGCAAGCAAACAUGCAGUAUAGUAAACAAGCAUUUAUUUCUCACACAAGAGGGACCAUCUUUGUGUUGCAUUUUCAGGUUUAUAUAACAUGCCAGAUAAAAUCUGCCUGCAAGCAUUUAUCACUUUUUUGUUGUAACACUGCCUAGAUAAGAACUCACAAUAUUCAAGCAGGACAAGAGAGAUGGAUGGUCUCUUGAUAGUGCUGACCCUGUCUCUAAUCCUGAGAUUAAAGAGAUCAAGUGUUCACAAAACCCCUCCUGACCCCUCUGGGAUUAUGCUGUUUGCGGAAAAAAAAAAAGGUUAAUGACUGUAUCUUCAGGGAGAUGAAAACACAUAAGUAGAUACUGCAGCAUUGAAAUGGACUGAUGCCUGAGGAAAGCUCUCUGGUAGUGGACAGUCAUUGGAAGAAUUCUUUCUGUUGGUGCCAACAAUUUUAUCCUUUUAAAAUUUCAGCUUUGAUGUUGAAUUGUUUAGUCAGAGAUAAUCCAGAGAUUUAAGAACAAGUGCAUGUGCUGAUUGCUGCUGUCAGCUAAAGAUGUGGUCAGUACGCCACUUGACACACAUAGGAAGCUUUCCUGCUGUACAAAUAAGCACAGUUUACAGAGCCUUCUGUAAACUUUCUUUUACUUUUUUGUGUGUCACAGUUUACUUGUUUUAGCAUGUAACAAGUGUUUGUGUGUGUGUGCAGGGGUGCAUGUGUGAACAUAUGUUUGAGCAUUUGUUUGAUUCUGUUCAACAGUGAGUAAGAGAACAUUACUCAGCACUUAAAAACACAUUUCCAAAAACUGACAGAUGUCAGGAAUGGAGGUUAUGACUGUAUGAACUGGAAACUGUACCACUGAAUGACUGAUCUGAGACAGUGAAAAAAGCCUGGCACAAUACUGUAGGUCAGCACAAUGCUGACUGCUUCUGAGGGUGACAAAAGACAGUUUGUCUCAAGCUGAGCAAGUCCACUGAGGUUAAAAAAAUUGUUAUACAACUUUAAAAAAAAAAUAAAGGCAAGAAUUUGGUGGAUCCCUGAUUAUAAGCCUUAGCAUAGAAAUUCAUCUAUGCAAUGAUGUGACCUGUUGAUGUGUGUGAGCAAAAGCUAACACAUUCUUGCUUUUUGCUGUUCUACUCAUUCCUCUACUUGUUCUAGUUGAAAAAUUAGACAUUUAUCAUUUUUGAAUGAACAAAUGUAAUCAUUUUGUUUUGAACUGCCUGAAAAAUAUUUAGUUUUUUGCCUUUAGCAGAAGCUGUUACAAAGCAUUUCUUUGUAUAUCUCUCCUCUGAAACUGAAGAGAAUAGAAUUGGAAAUGAAAAACAUAAAUUAUGCUGACAUUAAGCUUUUUCAUGGAGAGAAUGAUGCCAGUUCUUUCAUUCUGCUUUUAGUCUCGCUUGCUCUUGCCUUCAAAUAAAACUAAUGGUUCAUAAAA
This is a messenger RNA of Pomacea canaliculata, 5309 nucleotides long. Its product is annotated as exportin-6-like. The coding region runs from base 157 to 3585 and encodes 1142 amino acids. Gene Ontology annotation, molecular function: nuclear export signal receptor activity. Gene Ontology annotation, biological process: protein export from nucleus. The transcript is spliced from 25 exons. NCBI's taxonomy places the organism in Eukaryota, Metazoa, Mollusca, Gastropoda, Architaenioglossa, Ampullariidae. The record is from RefSeq and is a predicted model, not a curated record.